This is a messenger RNA of Oreochromis niloticus (Nile tilapia), 8496 nucleotides long. It is a transcript of the gene scrib, whose product is annotated as scribble planar cell polarity protein. Bases 988 to 6633 code for a protein of 1881 amino acids. Lineage: Eukaryota; Metazoa; Chordata; Actinopteri; Cichliformes; Cichlidae. The record is from RefSeq and is a predicted model, not a curated record. Gene Ontology annotation, biological process: neurotransmitter receptor transport postsynaptic membrane to endosome; neurotransmitter receptor transport, endosome to postsynaptic membrane; embryo development. Gene Ontology annotation, cellular component: basolateral plasma membrane; postsynaptic density; postsynaptic membrane. Gene Ontology annotation, molecular function: protein kinase binding. The transcript is spliced from 44 exons.
CCUCCGUUACAGAGGCGCAAAGCGGCGAUACUCCAGCUCAACCGAGCCCAGCCCCCCACACGGCAAACCGGCCUGCCUCGGUGCAACAGGGGAGGUAAGCGCGGCUGCGCCCGGAGCUCCAGCACUUGCUACUGGCAUUUUCAUGCACGUCGGACUAAAAGAAAACUAACUGGGAAGUUUAUUUGGAUAAUUUUGAGAUGCUGCUAAUAUACCCCAAAGGCCGGCGUUUUCCAUAGGUUUUAUUAUAUCAGUAUUAGCUAACGGCAGCUAGGCACAAAGACGUGCAGUCAUCUACUAGCCGAUGUUGGCUAACUAACUAGCUUGAGGACAUCCUACUAUCAUACUCGGGUUAAUCUCUGCUGACUCGCUCUCUGUGCUGCGUUAGCUGUUUCGUUGUAGCCGUUUUAUCUGUACCACAAGUCAAGUGGCUGUGUGUGCUUUCUGCAGUCGCCACUCAUGAGUGCGACACUUGGAGCAGCGUUUCUGCGUAGCGGGCUUGUUUCGUGGUGCAUGUUUUCCAGCUAGCCGCGGCAGAGCUCGGGACUGAUUCUGGGGAUGUGGUGGCAGUAGAAAAACAAGCUAACGAUACUCUCGUCAGUACGAAGAAGUGAGACCAAGAAGUGAGGAAACACUUGAUCCGAGUGGGAGUUCUCGUUUUCUCUUUUUCGUUCAUUCUUUCUUUUUUCCUUGUUGUUUACGUUGGUCGUGAUCCCGGGCUGGAUGACGCUGACGCGGACCUGACAAUCACUGGACACGGCUGAACUGAAACGGGGAAUAUUGCUAACAGAUCGAAAGGAUUAUUUUGUGUCCCUUAAGUGGAUUUCGGCCUCUUGUUAAGGAUCUUCGUGUGAGCACAGCAAGUGUUUGACCCUCCAGCAAAAAUACCCUCUCUCCUAGAGCGACCUUUCCCCCCACAGCUUCACCCUCCGAUGCGGAGAUUGCAGUAGCACCGGCAACCAGACCCCCCCUCCCCUCCGGCGGCCGGACAUGCUGAAGUGUAUCCCCCUGUGGCGCUGCAACCGCCACGUCGAGUCGGUGGACAAGCGGCAUUGCAACUUGCAGACGGUUCCUGAUGAAAUAUUUCGAUACAGCCGCAGUUUGGAGGAGCUUCUCCUUGAUGCCAACCAACUCAAAGAGCUACCAAAGCCUUUCUUCAGACUACUGAACCUCCGGAAACUCGGCCUGAGCGACAAUGAGAUCCAGAGACUCCCGCCUGAGGUGGCUAACUUCAUGCAACUGGUGGAACUGGACAUCUCCAGGAACGAUAUUUCUGAGAUCCCAGAGAGCAUUAAGUUUUGCAAGGCCUUGGAGAUUGCAGACUUCAGUGGAAACCCCCUCUCCAGAUUGCCGGAUGGUUUCACUCAACUCCGAGCGCUCGCUCACCUGGCCCUCAAUGAUGUGUCAUUACAGACGUUGCCCAACGACAUUGGAAAUUUGGCCAACCUGGUGACGUUGGAGCUCAGGGAGAACCUGUUGAAGUCUCUGCCCACGUCGCUCUCUUUCCUGGUGAAACUGGAACAGCUGGACCUGGGCAGCAACGAACUGGAAGUUUUGCCGGAUACCCUCGGCGCUCUCCCCAACCUAAGGGAGCUGUGGCUGGACCGUAACCAAUUGUCCUCAUUACCACCAGAGCUGGGAAACCUUCGAAGGUUGGUGUGUCUGGAUGUGUCAGAGAAUCGUCUGGAGGAGCUCCCCUCAGAGCUGAAAGGCCUCCUGGCUCUCACAGACCUGCUGCUCACACAGAACCUGCUGGAGGUCGUCCCGGACAGCAUAGGGUCUCUGAAACAGCUGUCCAUCCUGAAGGUGGACCAGAACAGACUGACCCAUCUGACUGAUUCAAUAGGCGAGUGUGAAAACCUCACAGAACUUGUCCUGACGGAGAACCUGCUACAGUCGCUUCCUCGCUCGCUGGGCAAGCUGAAGAAGCUGACCAACCUGAAUGUAGACCGCAACCGGCUGGGCAGCGUGCCCAAAGAGCUGGGCGGCUGUGCCAGCCUCAACGUCCUCUCACUGAGAGACAAUCGCCUGGGCAAACUGCCUGCUGAGCUUGCAGAUGCCACGGAGCUGCAUGUGCUGGAUGUGGCUGGAAACAGAUUACAAAACUUGCCUUUCGCCCUGACAAACCUCAACCUGAAGGCCAUGUGGCUCGCAGAGAACCAGUCUCAGCCAAUGCUCAAGUUCCAGACGGAGGACGAUGAGCGAACAGGAGAGAAAGUGUUGACCUGCUAUUUGCUACCCCAGCAGCCUUCCCCAAGCCUAGAGAACCUGCUGCAGAACAGUGUAGAUGGUAGCUGGACAGACAGCAACCUGAACAGAGUGUCGGUCAUCCAGUUCCAGGAGGAGACCAAGGCUGAGGUGGAUGAGGAUGAUGAGGCUGCUGCAGAGCGUAGAGGCCUUCAGCGCAGAGCCACACCACAUCCCAGUGAGCUGAAGGAGAUGAAGAAAGGGAUUGAAGAGAGGAGGAAUGAAGCCUACACAUCCAGACAGGACGAGGAUCAGUCCCUGGACCCACAGGAAAAAAGGCUCAGUGACCUCUCCAAUCAGAGCCAUGACUCGCAGGUGUCUAACAGCACGCUGUCGGCCACCUCCCACGAGGACAGACAAAAUGUGACUGAGGCCUCUCACAUGGAGAACCGUGUGGACGGCCCUUCCCCUCAGGAUGAGGAUGACCUUGAUGAGAUGGAGGUGGAGUACAUUGAGCCCACUGUGCACUUUGCAGAAGAACCCAUCAUCCGAGGUGGGGACGAGGAGCACGAAGAGGAUGGCGAGGACGACGAGAGGAGUGACGAGGAAGACAAGAGGCCCAUGGAGAAACGUCUGAUAAGAAAGGACACACCACACUACAAGAAGCACUUCAAAAUCACCAAGCUGCCCAAACCCGAGGCUGUGGCCGCUCUGCUACAGGGCUUCAGUCCCGACGCCCUCAACUCUUCUACUCAGGCUGCCGAGGACGAGGAGGAUGAGGAGGAAGAGCAGAGUGAUGGCACUCCUCAGCACCGCCACAGAGUGGAGGAGGCAGAGGACAGCCGGCAUCAGGUCAACUCCAGCCAAGUAAAGGGGGUGUCAUUUGAUCAAGUCAAUAAUCUGCUGAUUGAACCUGCUCGAAUUGAGGAGGAAGAGCACACCCUCACCAUCGUGCGACAAACAGGCGGCCUGGGCAUCAGCAUUGCUGGUGGAAAAGGAUCAACGCCUUACAAAGGAGAUGACGAGGGAAUCUUCAUCUCCAGAGUGUCUGAAGACGGUCCUGCAGCCAGAGCUGGAGUUAAAGUGGGAGACAAACUGCUGGAGGUAAAUGGAGUGGACCUCCACGAAGCUGAGCAUCACACAGCAGUGGAAGCUCUCCGCAGCUCCGGUGCUACAGUCUCCAUGACGGUGCUGCGGGAGCGCAUGGUGGAACCAGAGAACGCCAUCACCACCACGCCGCUGAGGCCCGAGGACGACUACUUCCCACGGGAGAGGCGGAGCAGCGGCCUUGCCUUCAAUUUGGAGAACAGUCCAAGUGGGCCGAGGCAGCGGUUCUCCACCUGCCUCAUCCGUAAUGACAAGGGGCUGGGAUUCAGCAUUGCAGGGGGGAAAGGCUCCACGCCGUACCGCACAGGGGACACGGGAAUCUACAUCUCUCGAAUCGCAGAGGGCGGAGCGGCACACAAAGACAGCACGCUGCGUGUGGGCGACAGGGUGAUCUCUAUCAAUGGUGUAGACAUGACAGAGGCCAGGCAUGACCAGGCAGUAGCGCUCCUUACCGGCACCUCCCCCACCAUCGCCCUCCUGGUGGAGCGUGACUUGAAUGCACCAGGGGGCUCUCCAGGUCAGUCCCGGGCACGAGCCCACUCCCCUCCACCCCCAGAACCAUCAGAUUCUCCAGACCAGGACGAGGAAGGCCUCGGGAACCAUCUGAGCCGGAUGCAGGACGAGUAUCCCAUCGAGGAAGUUACCCUGGUGAAGUCUGGAGGCCCUCUAGGCCUGAGUAUUGUAGGAGGCAGCGACCAUGCCAGCCACCCUUUUGGCAUCAACGAACCUGGGGUGUUCAUCUCAAAGGUGAUUCCUCAUGGGUUGGCAAGUCAAUGUGGCCUCCGUGUUGGCGACCGGAUAUUAGAGGUGAACAGCAUUGACCUGCGACAUGCCACACACCAGGAAGCUGUGCGGGCCUUGCUGGCCAACAAGCAGGAGAUCCGUAUGUUGGUACGGCGGGACCCUUCACCGCCAGGAAUGCAGGAAAUCAUGAUCCAGAAGCAGCCUGGAGAGAAGCUUGGUAUCAGCAUUCGCGGAGGGGCCAAGGGUCAUGCUGGAAAUCCUUUCGACCCCACAGAUGAGGGCAUCUUCAUCUCAAAGGUGAGUUCGACCGGCGCAGCAGCAAGGGACGGCCGGCUGCAGGUUGGCAUGCGAAUUCUUGAGGUGAACAACCACAGCCUGCUGGGGAUGACGCACACGGAGGCGGUGCGAGUGCUCCGUGCUGUCGGGGACUCUCUGGUCAUGCUGGUUUGUGAUGGCUUUGACCCUCGCAAAGUGGCUGCAGUGGAGGCAUCUCCGGGUAUCAUUGCCAACCCAUUUGCAACCGGUAUUGUACGAAAGAACAGUAUGGAGAGCAUUUCUUCUAUAGACCGAGAUCUAAGCCCAGAGGAGAUGGAAAUAAUACAGAAGGAGUCUGAGAUGGUGAGAGAGACAUCACAGUGGGAGCGAGAAGAGAUGGAGAAAGUGGAGCGAAUGCGCUUGGAGCGUGAGGAGGCAACUCGCCUGCUAGAAGAGGAGACUGAGAACAUUGGCACUGGACCGCUAAAGCUCGACUACAAAACGCUAGCUGCGCUGCCCACCACGAGUCUGCAGAAGGUCAGCAGGGCGCCUUCCUCUGAUUUCACCAGGACGGAAAGCCCAAUCAGGGAAGCCCCUUACUCUCCUACUAUCCAACCGGCAAAUAUUCAUUACACCUCCACUCCCACUGUCAAGGACAACACCUCAUCAUCAACGCGACCAGGUGCCAUCCAGCCAGUGGGGCGUGUUCGGCCCAGCAACUCACCCGCCACGCCAGACGGCCACAGCCCCAACCCCUUUCAGCAUGGCCCCUCCCCCUUCAACUCCCAGACCUCUCCUCGCGCCCCCUCCCCCUCCUCGCCCGACGAGUUUCCCAUGAAUGUCAAGCAGGCAUACAAGGCGUUUGCCGCCGUGCCUCGCUCACUGGCAGUGCUGGAGCCGCCGCAGGACCUUUAUGGCACAAGGAACAACUUCCAACCAAAGCAACCUUCUCCAGAGCCUGAUUUGAACAACGAGGUGUUUGAUGACACCGAUGGUCGGGAGGGAGCUGGCGAGGGUCUGACCGGCAAGGUCUCCCCUCGGCAACCCCUCUUAUCAGACCGUCGUGAGUAUAUGAGCUUUGCAGCAGUGCCGCGCCGCUCCACGCCUUCCAUGGACCUGCAGAGCCCAUCAUUUGGUGGUAAGCACAGCCCAGAGCAGCGCUCUUUCAGGGACAGACAGAAGUACUUUGAGAUCGACGUGAAGCAGCAGACGCCAGAAAAACCCAAGCCUCGAGUCUCCCUCGUCGGGGAGGAUGACCUCAAGAAAAUGAGGGAGGAAGAAGAGAGGAAGUUUGAGCAGCGAGCGCGGGAGUACUUAAUGGAUGAUGACGACGAGGAUGAGGAUGAGGAGGACCUGGCUAAGCAGGUGGCACAGAUGAAGGCCACCGGAAAGGUGUUGCUGGAUGGAGUGGAGUACAAAGUGGAGCCGGUGUCCACCCCAUCGCAGCACUGCUCCACACCACCAAACUACAGCUCAGGGCCUUCCUCAGUAGAUGGCAAGGGAGACUCUCAGAGGAAUUCAUUGGAGGACAGCUUCAGGCUGGAGCAGAGGCCCAACUCAAUGACUGGUCUCAUCCCAGCUUACCCCGGGGAGUCAGCAGCUCCCAUCCGAACAGCCAAAGCAGAGCGCAGACACCAAGAGAGACUUCGUAUGCAGAGCCCCGAGCUGGCCGUGGCACCUGACAAGGACCUGUCCCCUGCAGAGAAACGAGCCCUGGAAGCCGAGAAGAGAGCAAUGUGGAGGGCAGCACGGCCCUAUGGCCUAGAGGAGGAUGUUAGGCAGUAUGAGCAGGACCUGGCUAAGAGGCUCUACCAGGCCCGAGUGAGGGCAUCUCAGGGCACGGCCGCGGCACCCCAGCCCCCCACUUCCUCCUCUACCUCCUCCUCUGCAGCCUCCCAGCUCAGAAUGAAGUCUCUGGAGCAGGAUGCACUGAAGGCUCAGAUGGUCAUCGCCAAGUCUCGGGACGGGAAGAAACGUGGGACACUAGAUCAACUGACAGAGUCACCCUCGCCUGCACCAACGCCCUCUCCCACUCCUAUGGAGGAGCUCAGUCCUCGAGGAUUAACCUCGCCAGGCAGGCUGUCCGUGUCAACAAAGAAGUUUGACUACCGACAGUUUGCUGCCAUUCCUUCUUCCAAACCCGUAUACGACAUCCAGUCCCCGGACACAACUGACACAGAGUUAAAGUUCAUGGAUGACGGCUCCAGUAACCCAGGAACCGCCGCGAGCCCCGACGUCACCCCGCUGCCUGCCACCUCCGCCCUGGAGGAGAUGGCUCUGUACAGCAACAAGCGCAAACUGAGGCAGGGCCGCCGCAGCCUGGAAACCGCUGUGCCCACAUAACACCUCACCAACUGAAGAAAAACCCUGCAGACGUCACGCUAACAUACACAACUUUACAAACACUGUGGAGCACUGGCCUCAGAGGGGCGUGUGUCCACAGGAGGUGCAGAUUCACCAAACACUACACAUGCUGUCAGUAGAGCGAGAUUUACUCUGCCGUAUGUAACCACUGCAAAGUCUACGACGCUGAUAGUCGCCACACAGACACUUAGAACCCGCGUGCCAGUCUUGCCUUUCCAGUCUGAGGGCCAGUUGCUCAACGGCCCCUCAGCGGCAAGAAAGCACUAGCGUUGUUAGCUAGGGUUGCUACUUAUUUUUUUAUUUCUCUCCAUUUAGCAUUCAGUUUGCCUCGUAGAAUCAGAUCUAUUUUAACUAGAGAUCAAAGCUUUUAGGUUUUUUUAAAAAAUUUGAAUUAUAAUUUCUAAGCCUUCAGUGAUUUUUGAUGCUUUUAAACAAAACAUACUGGAAGACAAACGCAGAAAAGAAAUGGGUCAUAGCUAUACUAACGUUUUCUUCAGCCGACAGGAGUGUGUAUGUGUAUAUAUAUAUACAUACACAUAUAUAUAUAUUAAACGAGUAGGGAACAUCCUGCUACCUUCACUGUCACAAAAUGUGGUGAGCUUUUUUUUUUUUUUUUUUAAAGAGUACAUAUCAUUUUUGCACUGCCACUGAUCCGCUUUUUAAAGAACUUAUUCCUUCACCCUAUCCCGGCCUGGAGGCCAGCUGAUAAUGCGACUCGCCAUCUGUUAAUGAGUCACAAAAUCACAGCUUUCAGCCGAUUAUUUGCAUAUCACUUCAUUUUAUCUUCGCUUUUAACUCAUCAGUUUUGUCUGAGACAGCCAUAUUUACAAAUUCAAUUGCCUCAGUUGUUUCAUAUCCGCUUCACGGGGCCUUUAGCAACGUCGCAUUCCUCUGUAGAGAGUAUAACUGACUACAGUGGAGGAAGCAGCAUGGAGCAGGCAGUUUGGGAGCAUGCAUUUUGGCAUCAUUUUAAUAUUAAUGGUACUUAACCUGCCCUGUUAAGGGUAAUAGUUGUUUUUUUUAGUCAAUGUGAAUCACCACUUUCCUUGCAUUAUGAGGAGGUUUGCCACAGUGAUGUGAAGGUAGCAGGUGUGUGUUUUUGUUGUUUUUAUUUUUUUGUUGUUUGUUUUUUUUCUGUCUAUGGUUAAUUUAAAUCUGACGCCACUGAAAAUCAUUUAUUAUCGUGUGAAUAAUGUACAAAUACUGAAAGGAAAAGCAAAAUUUGGGGUGUGAAACUGAGCCAGUCUUGGACCUAGACUAAACACGUGGACUGCUGAUGCAUCUAGGUUCAGGCAGGCUUGGCGCUGGGAUGCUCUCUGCAUGUAUAUUGGUUUGCUAAUGGGAGAGCCCUGAGAGGCAGAACCAGUUAGGAAAUCCCUCUCAAGACAUUGAUCUCACUCAGACUCUUCAGCUUACAGCUCGACACAGUGUCAGUGACGGGUAUUUCUGCAGAAUCACAGCAUCGUAGCAUUUUGUGUUAAUUUAAUGUAGUGUCUUCUAAUUAAAGCUUUCCAUGUUGUUCUCACUGACUGAAAUUCAGUUUGAUAACAUUCGCAACAGCUAAUAUCUUUUUUUUAAAAAUCUUUUAGUAGAUAAAUCUUUUUUUCCAGAUGGGGUUCACUACAUUUUUGAUGCAGUGUUUCAAGUUUCUGUGUUUAAUUCUUUUUGUCUUGAGUUCUCUUCGGGGGCUUUUACUUGCCAAUAGGCUGGAGGGGAAAAGGGUCACAUGUCCUAGGGUUGAGGGUUAUAGCUCAUACAAGACUGUAACUAGUGAAUUUGUACAACCAAAGAAGUCUAUUUUGUGGUUCAGGAAUAAUAAAUUUUACUUUCCAUGUAAAAAGC